AUUUUUUCCUUCCUUCUAUUUAUAUUGAAAACUUGAAAACACUUAACCUAGAUUUGAAGAACACCUUGCCUUACCUUGCCUUAUCUUAGAUUUGAAGAACACCUUGCUUUAACUUGCCUUAUCUUCUUCUUCUUCUUACCAUUUCCCGAAUUAAAACGUUGAUAACAAUCCGUUCAGGCAUUUUUCAGAUCAUCUGGGAAAACCGCAAAUUAAAAUUGAACUUUUUUUUAAUCGGUUUUUCGUUAUAUUCCACUAAUAGUUGAAUAAAAUCUCAAUUUCUGCUUUUUAAAUCAAGAACAUAUUUUUUUUUACAACCCCAGAAUUUUUCAUUGCUUAAAAAUCGUUUGGUAAACUUCUGCUCAUUUAGAAUUCAGAAGUGUUCAAAAGUUUUUGGGUGUGUUUGGUUACGAGGGUGGGGAUAUAAAAAUGGUGGGAGGAGGGAAUAGCAGGAGGGAUGAGCCUUUGGUGAUUAACAGCACCAAUGUUUUUGCGGCGCUUGGGAGUUUGAAGAAGAAGAAGAAGAAGGGAAGUGAAAAGGAACAUCAAGGCUCCUCUUCUAAGACCAGAGGGAAAAAGGGAGGGGAGAAGGAAGCGGAGAAGAAAGAGGUGUUCUGGGCCCCAUCACCUCUCAAGACGAAGUCUUGGGCUGACGUUGAUGACGAAGAUGAUGAUGAUUAUUAUGCCUCCAUGGCUCCUCCUGGUUCUGCUUGGGACACUCAUAAAGAACCUGAGCCUGCUUUAGAGGAAAGUGAAAGUGAGGAAGAAGGUCUUGAUGAAGUUGAUGAUGAUGUUGAAGAAGAACAUGAAAAUGAAGCUAAGGCCCAGGUAGAAGAGCAGCCAGUUAUGAAGAAGCCUCCUGAAGCUGCUAUGGUCAUUAAGGAGACAGAAAGACAGCUUUCAAAGAAGGAACUGAAGAAGAAAGGGCUUGAGGAACUGGAUGCUGUUCUUGCUGAGUUAGGAUAUACCAAACAGGAGACAAGCAGCCCAGAUGACUCCCAUGCCAUUGCACAGGGGGAAAAAUCAGAGAGCAAUGGAGAAAUGGAAAAGAAAGAGAAUGCUCCUGCAGAGAGCAAAAGUGCCAAAAAGAAGAAAAAGAAAGACAAAUUGUCAAAGGAGGUGAAAGAAUCAUCGCAGGGCCAGCCUGAAGGCAUUGAUGCUGGAAAUCACACCGAAGAGACUGGUGAAACUGAGAAGCCUGAAGGGACAUCUGCUGUUGAUGUGAAGGAGCGGCUGAAGAAAGUGGUUUCUACAAAGAAGAAAAAAUCAAGUAAAGAGAUGGAUGCUGCUGCCCGAGCUGCUGCCAGUGAGGCUGCUGCAAGGACUGCAAGGCUUGCUGCUGCAAAGAAAAAGGUGAAGAGUCACUACAAUCAGCAGCCAGUGCGGUAAUUUGGGAAGAGCUUUGAGUUUUGCUUUUCUUUUUAACUCCUCACAUAUGAACAUGUACCCUCUCCUGUUCAUUUUGUUAAUGCGAAAUAAACAUCAGUAAAUGGUUUUUGUGGAUGUGACUCUCAUCGGGGCACUUUUGUUCUCAGAGAAAAAAAUCAGUUCCUUUAAUCUUGGUAUUUCUUCUUUGUGUUGGAUGUUA
Messenger RNA from Theobroma cacao (cacao), 1585 nucleotides. RefSeq lists its product as uncharacterized. The record is from RefSeq and is a predicted model, not a curated record. NCBI's taxonomy places the organism in Eukaryota, Viridiplantae, Streptophyta, Magnoliopsida, Malvales, Malvaceae.